Molecule: messenger RNA, 528 nt
Organism: Pectinophora gossypiella (pink bollworm)
Lineage: Eukaryota; Metazoa; Arthropoda; Insecta; Lepidoptera; Gelechiidae
Exons: 3
Coding region: 268-528 (86 amino acids)
Source: RefSeq, a predicted model, not a curated record
CCUACUUAUAGAAAUUACUGAAUUAAAUAAUUUUAUGGGCAUUAUUGUCGAAUAUUGUUUUAUAAAUAAUCAAAGAUGUUUAAGGCAAUCAUAAUGUAUAUUUAUCACUCCUUGUAUUCUACCGGUAGUUAUCCAGCUGUUUCCGGUAAUUUUUCAAACUUUCAAAUUCAAACUCAAUUAUAAUCUGUCAAAGUAACGAGGCAAUCUUAGUUGAAAAAACCAACAUUUUAUUUUAUUGCCGAGUAAAAUAAUAAUAAAUCAAGCAAAAUGCCCGUUGAGGAGAGUGAGGAGAAAAUUAGCGUGCACAUGUUUGACUCUGAAGCCGACGACCAGAUGACCAAGGAACGAGGUCGAUGUUUGGAGAAGGACUGCACAGUGAGGAAGUACUUCUUGGAGCUACGAGAGUGCACAAAGAGAGUGGAGAGGAAGAUCAGGUACACUGCGGAGACCUGCCACCAAGAGACGGUAGACCUGAUGGAGGCCCUCGACCACUGCGCGGCCGAGAUAGCAUUCUCUAAGAUCAUUUGA